AUUCCACCAACUUCAUAUUCUCUCUCUAAAUCUCUAUUUCUCUCUCUAUCUUAUCCAAAAUGAAAACGACAGUUCAAGAACAGCUGGUCGGAAUUCAGCUGAAAUCAUUGGCUGUCCCACGAGCUAGAAUCUUGCCUGAACCUUCAAAGCAUCUCCACAUAUCUUCUUCAUCAGACGAUGGAUGUCAAACAAUAAAGAAAUAUAAUGGGAAGGAUUGGAUGCUGAAUAGAGCCAACAAAAAUGGAAGAAUGACGAAUAAUAUCAUUCAUGCGCUCCGAGAAUAUGUGAAAUUUGGAGCCAAAAUCUCAGAAACUUUAAAGGGAAAGUUGAGUCUAGGAGCUCGAAUUUUGAGAGUUGGUGGACUCAUAAAAAUUUACAAGAAGCUAUUUUCAGUGAACGAAGGAGAGAAGCUUUUGAAGGCUUCACAAUGCUAUUUGUCAACAACAACUGGGCCUUUGGCUGGCCUUCUCUUCAUCUCCACUCAUAAGAUUGCUUUUUAUAGUGACAAACCCCUCAAAGUUCCUUCUUCAAAUGGAGAUCAUCUUAGAAUUCACUACAAAGUUACCAUUCCACUAGGGCAAAUAAGAAGACAUUUUGAGAGCAAGAAUGUGAAGAAUCCAUCAGAAAAGUACAUAGAGAUAGUGACAAUGGAUGAUUUUGAGUUUUGGUUCAUGGGGUUCUUCAAUUAUCACAAGACUUUCAAGUGUCUUGAAGAAGCACUUUCUCAAGCUUACAAACAUUGAAUAACAAGAGAUAUCAACAAAAGUUGAAAUUUUUGUACAAAUUCAAAGUUCAAUGAGAAAUUUUGUAUUUUGUUCUU
This is a messenger RNA of Cucurbita moschata (crookneck pumpkin), 820 nucleotides long. Its product is annotated as putative GEM-like protein 8. The coding region runs from base 60 to 743 and encodes 227 amino acids. The transcript has 4 exons. The record is from RefSeq and is a predicted model, not a curated record. NCBI's taxonomy places the organism in Eukaryota, Viridiplantae, Streptophyta, Magnoliopsida, Cucurbitales, Cucurbitaceae.